CGCCCAAACAACACAUCACAACAGCUUCGGUGUUGAAGUACAAUAAACUGCACCUACUAUCAAGAAGAAGAAGAAGACAAUAAACUGUUGCUAUCUUGGGGAAAAAGGAAGCUGCCAACACGUGACACAUAACACAAGAAAGGAGGAGGAUAGUAUAGUGAAGAAGACUUCACAUUAAAGGAAGAAGUAUGGAUGGCUGUGAAAUAUUAGAGCUACAGUGUAGCAGUCAAGACCCAGAGUCUACUCUUAGGAAAGUGGAGCAAGAACUGAAAAAUGUCACACGUGAACUGCAAAUUCUUCAGGGGCGUAAGCGAGCGUUAGAGGCUAAACAGGAGAAAUUAAGAGAUUCAAUUCAGCAACAGAAAUCAGCACAUCUUGCUCAACGAGACUGGGAUAGACAAGAUUUUCCAUGGUCAAAAGAAUUGGAGAAAUUGCAGAACACAGUCUUCAAAAUCCCUACACUAAGAGCUCACCAGCUUCCUACCAUGAAUGCCACAUUGUCUGGAAUAGAUACCAUUCUAAUUAUGCCUACCGGAGGAGGGAAAAGUUUAUGCUUCCAGCUUCCAGCUCUUAUAUCUAAAGGUAUUACCUUGGUUGUCUCUCCACUGGUGUCACUGAUGGAGGAUCAGUUAAUGAGUCUGAAGGCUCGAGGAGUUCAGGCGAGGAUGCUCUCUGCUGCAUCCACUAGAGAAGAAGUCAAUGGAGUCCACUCUGAUAUGACAAAUCCUAAUAGCCAACUAAAGCUACUGUAUGUUACUCCUGAGAAACUUGCAAAAUCUAAGCGAUUUAUGGCCAAGCUUCAGAAGAUGCAUCAAAUUGGUCGAUUUGCUCGCUUAGCCAUUGAUGAAGUUCACUGUUGUUCACAGUGGGGACACGAUUUUAGGCCAGAUUACAAAUAUCUUGGUAUCAUGCAUAAAAUGUUCCCAGGAACACCAAUCUUGGGACUUACUGCCACAGCUACUUCAAGAGUCAUUCAAGAUGUGCAAAAAAUUUUGGACAUCAAAGGCUGUUUAGUUCUUAAAGCAUCUUUCAAUCGGCCAAAUCUAUUUUAUGAGGUGCGACCCAAGCCUCCAGUCCAGGAAGAAUGUGCUACUCAGCUUCAGCAGCUGCUUGAAGGGGAAUUUAAAAAUGAGUCUGGCAUUAUCUACACUAUGACUAUCAAGGAUGCUGAAGAGCUGGUGUCAGGGCUCAAGUCGCGUGGUUUGCGUGUGGCACCGUACCAUGCCCAGCUGGAUGCACAAGUGAGAAGCAAAAUCCAUAGGAAGUGGGUGGAAAAUGAAUAUCAGGCUGUUGUAGCUACCAUUGCAUUCGGCAUGGGGAUUGAUAAACCCGAUGUUCGCUUUGUGAUUCACCAUUGCAUAUCCAAAUCGAUGGAAAACUUUUACCAGGAGAGUGGAAGAGCAGGAAGAGAUGGCAGACCUGCAAAAUGCAUUAUUUUCUGGAGAUUUGCUGAUCUAUCUCGACAGAGCACUAUGGUGUUCACGGAACAGACUGGCCAAGAGAAUCUGUAUGGGCUGAUUAGCUACUGUCUAGACAGUCAUAGAUGCAGAAGAAAUAUUAUAGCUGAGCACUUUGAUGAGAGAUGGGAGACUGCAGAUUGUCGAGGAAUGUGUGAUCAUUGCAAAGCACCAAGAGAAACCAAAAAUUUAGACACAACAAAAUAUGGCGAGCAUUUGUUGAUGAUACUCACAAAGGCUGCUAGUUUGGAUCAGAAGCUGACUGGUCAAAAGCUUGUCGAUCUGUUUCUAGGCAAGGGUUCUCCAAAGUUACGCGUACAAGAAGCAAUAGCAACUGGAUUAGCUAGAGACCGAGCUGAAAACAUUGUUGCUUUCUUCCUUAUAGAUGGUUUCCUUAAAGAGGACUUCCAUUUUACCCCUUACAGUACCAUCAGCUACAUUGUACCAGGUCCAAAAGCAGAAGCUGGAGUCCCACCAAGCGCCUUAAUUGUUGGUGGCAUUCGAAAAUUAUCAAGCAUCUCUGUCAGUCAAUCAUCAGAAAAAGCUGCCGACAAUAGCCAACGAAAUCAUGCCCCAAAAACUGAAGAACAAGCAGGAACCACAAAGAAACGUGAAAUCAAAUCAAAGGCCAAUCUCUCAUUUGGAAAUAACAGUGACUGUGAUGCAUCUAGCAGAACCAGCAGUAUAAGUGACAGUAAGAAAAACAGCAGCAACAAUUGCAAAGACCAAACUCAAAAAUCAAAGUUUUCUCAAAGUAAGAAGUCUGCACGCAAUUGUGUUAAAAGCCAGGUGAAGUCAGAGCAAAAAUCCAAUACGAAAGGUGUAGCCAAAUCACCAGAGACGGCAACUUUUUUACUGGAGUCGUCCUCUGAUGCAGAACAUAGUUAUUCUGAUGCUAGUGACCAGCCAAGUUCAUACAAAAGGAGGCGAAUCAUAACGAUUGAUAAUUCUAGUGAUUGUUCAGAAGGCUAAACCAAAAUGUGGAUUGAUAAAUGUUGUAUUUUCUUUUGCUAAAUAUAUUUUUUAUAGUUGGUGUCCAUUGAUAAAAUUCUUAGCAAAUCAGGUAUGUACUUUUGUCAUUGUUCGUCAUCUUUUUGCUCUUUUAUUAGAACCCUGAAUGAUUUAAUGAAAUUUAUGAUUUGGUAGUAUUAUCUGUCAGAGUAAUCUUUCAGAUUUGGUGCCCUCUUUUAAUAAUUGUUUUAGUUGACUUAAGUGCAAAUUUAUCCCAUCACUGCUUGUAAUGUUCUUUAAUUUGAGGUCAUCAGUAUCAAAACUAUUAACAAUAUCUUUCAAGUUUUCCAUAUACAGUAUGCCGUGUGAACUGUUUCUUUACACCAACUGAUUUUUUGAGUGUUGCCCAAGGACACAAUUAGGUUUUAAUUUCGGAGACCCGACAACAGCAUUCAAAAUAUUGUAUUGUAUUUCCAGACAAACAUUUUGGAAUUCUGUGGCCAAAGAUAUGAUGGAGAAACAACAACAUUUCACUCUGUCGUGGACCAUUAUCAAGUUGUGUGUGAGAAAGAGAGGAAGGAACAAGCCAAUAAAUAAGGAAAGAGUGAGGUGGGGAGCAGGGAAGAGAAGAAGGUAAGAGUAAGGUGAAAGGUAAGAAUUGGAUAAAACACCCACACUUGUGCAUUUGUGAAAUUUAUGUAAGGAAUUUACACCAAGUCUUUUGCACUCUCCUGUGUGCUUUGAUCAAGGUCCAAGUGUGUGAUUAGGACGAGACUUGCAUCUUAACAUCUUAUGAGCCUGCUAUCCUGGGUCCAGUCUCUCUUGACCAUCUCACCUCUAUUUCCGACUUCUUAUGUACCUGCGGUAAUAUCUUCUAUGGAAUUACAGUCAAGGUUCCUUUCUGUAAAUCUGGUAAUCCAGAUGAACACCUCCAGUUCUCAGAAUAGUAGGAUUACAGAAAGGACACAUGACCAUAAUUCCAUAGCAGACAUUACUGCAGGUACAUCAGAAGUCGGAGAGAGAGGUGACAUGGUCAAGAAGGACUAGACCUAGGAUAGCAGGCUCAUAAGACAUUAAGAUGCAAGUCUCGUCCUAAUCAUGCAUUUAGGAGAGUACAAAAGACUGUAAAUUGUUGACCGGACCACACACUAGAAGGUGAAGGGACGACGACGUUUCGGUCCGUUCUGGACCAUUCUCAAGUAGAUUGUGAUGAGGAA
This is a messenger RNA of Procambarus clarkii (red swamp crayfish), 3625 nucleotides long. RefSeq names its product ATP-dependent DNA helicase Q1. Gene Ontology annotation, molecular function: 3'-5' DNA helicase activity; four-way junction helicase activity; nucleic acid binding. Gene Ontology annotation, biological process: double-strand break repair via homologous recombination. NCBI's taxonomy places the organism in Eukaryota, Metazoa, Arthropoda, Malacostraca, Decapoda, Cambaridae. Gene Ontology annotation, cellular component: chromosome; cytoplasm. The record is from RefSeq and is a predicted model, not a curated record.